Heterostelium album PN500 is the source of this 2142-nucleotide messenger RNA. It is a transcript of the gene dpoA, whose product is annotated as prolyl oligopeptidase family serine peptidase. The transcript is spliced from 3 exons. Gene Ontology annotation, cellular component: cytosol. Gene Ontology annotation, molecular function: serine-type endopeptidase activity; oligopeptidase activity. The record is from RefSeq and is a predicted model, not a curated record. Lineage: Eukaryota; Evosea; Eumycetozoa; Acytosteliales; Acytosteliaceae. The coding region runs from base 1 to 2142 and encodes 713 amino acids. Gene Ontology annotation, biological process: proteolysis.
AUGACAUUAAAUUAUCCAAAGAUCAGACGUGAUGAUAGUGUUUCAGACACAUUCAAAAGAACAAAUGGUUCUGAACAAAUUGUAAAGGAUCCAUAUCGUUGGUUAGAAGAUCAAAACUCUGAAGAAACAAAGAAUCAAGUAACAAGAUCAUACAUUGGCUCUGGUGAGGACAAUAUAUCGGUGGAGUUAGAGAAGGAAUUGCUGGAGAAGAUCAACUAUCCAAAGACUAGUUUCUAUCGUAGAAGAGGCGAUCGUUUAUUCUUUGAUAGAAAUCCAGGACUCUUGAAUCAAGCGAUCAUCUACAUGGCAGAUGCCAACCAGCCCGACAAAGAGUAUGUACUGCUCGAUCCAAAUCAAUUCUCACCGGAUGGAACUUGGUCGUUGAGCACUAUGACCAUCUCUGACUCUGGUCGUCUUCUUGCCUAUGGUUACAGCAAGUCCGGAUCGGAUUGGGUGACAUUGAAAAUCGUGCGUAUUCCAGAGAAAAUCGACGAUCCCGUAGUGAUCCUUGAAGACCAGCUGGAGUGGAUCAAAUUCUCUUCGCCAGUGUUCAACAAAGAUGAAUCGGGAUUCAUCUACAGUCGAUUCCCUCAGCCUGCAGAUGACACUCACGAUAAGGGUACUGAGACCGACCAGAACAUCAACAACAAAUGCUACUUCCACAAGAUUGGCGAUCCCCAAGAGAAAGACCUUUUGGUGUACUCUGACGAAGCGAAUCCACAGUAUAUGUUUGGCUGUGAGUUCACCGAUGACUUUGAAACACUGAUGGUUUGCAUUAGCAAAGAUUGCAAUCCCGAGAUCAACAUGACACUCAUCACCAACUUUGACGAGGUGAUCAACGGCAAAGAACAGCAUUUCAAAAAAGUCAAAUUGAUCACUGAUUUCUCAGCAAGCUACAGCUAUAUCACUAGCGUUGGCGAUCGUUUCUGGUUCCACACCAAUUUGCACUCACCAAACAACCAAAUUAUUUCGAUACAGGUGCCAAAGAGUGAAGGUGUAGCACUCGAUGUAAAGACUAUCAUUCCUGAGCGUGACUAUCUUUGUCAGUAUGCCGGAAGUGCAUUGAAUAAGAUCUAUGUUAGCUAUCUCAAAGAUGUCCAGGAAUCGAUUCACGUUUUCGAUAUGGAAGGUAAAUUCCUACAUCAAAUCGAACUCCCAGGUCCCGGUUCACUCGCCGGCUUCGGACCAUCCAAACUUCAUAACCACAUCUAUUUUGUUUUCCAUUCUUUCAUCUACCCAGAUACCAUCUUCUACGUCGAUGCCAACCAAGAUAAAGCUGUAUUAUUUAAGGAACCACAAAUCAAAAAUUUCAAUAGCGCAGAUUAUGUUUGUAAACAAGAAUUCUUCAAUUCAAAAGAUGGAACUAGAAUACCAAUGUUUAUCGUUCACCGUAAGGAUUUGGUGUUGAAUGGCGAUGCUCCAACUUUCCUGACUGCCUAUGGUGGAUUCGAAUAUUCCUAUGAACCAUACUUCUCGCCAAGCUUCAUUUUCUUUGUCGAUAAAUUCAAGGGUGUGUUUGUGGUGGCCAACAUCAGAGGUGGUGGUGAAUACGGUAAGAAAUGGCACGAAGGUGGAUCGCUACUCAAUAAACAAAACUGUUUCGACGACUUUGCUGCAGCCGCUCAAUUCCUGUUCGACAAGAACUACACCAAGACCUCGAAACUAACGGUCAACGGUGGUUCGAAUGGUGGUCUGCUCGUUGGUGCCUCGGUAAACCAACGUCCGGAUCUCUUUGGUUGCUGUAUUGCCGAUGUCGGUGUUAUGGACAUGCUUCGUUUCCACAAGUUCACCAUUGGCAGUCACUGGUGUAGCGACUACGGUUGCAGUGAGGAUCCAAAGUAUUUCGAUACACUCUAUGGCUACUCGCCGCUGCAUAACGUCGCCGGCGACAAACCUUAUCCAGCCACUCUCUUGCUAACGGGUGAUCAUGACGAUCGUGUCAUUCCAGCACACUCUUACAAAUACAUCUCUGAACUUCAACAUCAACGUGGUGGCAAACCAGACCAAUCCAAACCACUGUUGAUCUUGAUCGAUGAGAAAGCUGGACACGGUGCUGGCAAACCACUUACUAAACGUGUCAAAGAGUUCGUUACCAAACUCAACUUUAUUGCUAAAUCAACUAAUUCCAAUCCAAUUCUUUAA